Molecule: messenger RNA, 9029 nt
Organism: Plectropomus leopardus (leopard coralgrouper)
Lineage: Eukaryota; Metazoa; Chordata; Actinopteri; Perciformes; Serranidae
Source: RefSeq, a predicted model, not a curated record
AGGGCUGGCUAGAGAGCACAGUUCAUUCAGCCAGCCAGAAGGCUCUGCUAGUGGGGUGUCAUCAGCCGGGACUGAGACGUGUCCGCCCACCGAUGUUGCCGAGUCACAGCUGAAGUCACAGAGCUGGAGUGAGCCGAAUGCAACCAUCUCUGAGAGCAUCUGCACCGAACAGGACCGUCUCUCUCACCCCUGCCAGGAGCAGCAUGGCGCAGCAAUUUCACCUCUCCCCGCUCACCCUGAACAGAGCUCCAGCAACACAAACGGAGGGCUGAGGGCUGAUCACAAACAGAAUUUAGAAGAAGCACUGUCUUUGGGACACACUUUUGAGAGGUCGUCCAUCACAGAGACAGAGAAAAACUGCAGCCAAGUCGUCUUGCCUUUAAUCUCACCUCAGCCUCUGACUACUUCACAACAUAUCCCAGGCGAACAACAAGCGAGCAGCAAUCAACAGGUCCAGCCUGAAAGUAGCACAACAGACACCAGGACAGCCGAAAGUGCAGCUGAGUUCAAAGUCAAAGCCCAGAGCAAAAGAGAAAACGGCAGAGCCAACAACAGAGUUCACUUUGCAGACACUGUGAAACAAGAAGGCAGCUCCUCCGUGGAUCUCAGAAAUAUGCCGGUGCCAGGUAUGGACUGCGCCUCUUUACCUCCACUGACUGUGCAUGAAAGUUUGCACCAUCCCGUGGUUGAGGCCAGCUACACCUUUACAGACUUCCUCAGCUUGAAGAAGCCAGAAAUUGCCACAAAUGCAGCGUCUACCAAGGAUGAACCAGCAAUACGGAGCUCAGACGACUCUGCAAAGCCACAGAAGGAUGCCCAGUUGGGGGCUAAAGAGAACAUUGGCAUAGAUCAGUCUCUUAACUUGGAGAAAAACACUGUGGAUUUACAGUCAAUGACCAAGGCCUGCUCAAAACAGCCUCCAUAUCCCAGUGAGAGGAAUCAGACUGGUGACCUUUUACAAACAGAAAGUGCCACCUCUGAGGCAGAAAGGAACCCAGCAGAUGAGGAGCAGGUGUCAGCAAAGGUGACAAAGCAAUUAGAGGCGGAAACUGAGAAGGGUGCUGUAAGCCCGUCGUCGACUGAGAAAGAGCUAGAUGAGUUACACGCUGACUCUAAAGGCUCGGUCAAGCCUCAGGAGUCGCCUUUAAUACGUGAUGCUACUGAAGGUAACCAACCUCUCUCAUGUUUGCUGCUUCCUGCUGAUGAUGUCACCUGCAAGCUCUCUACAGAAACAGUGAUCCCGACCUGCACAGCCGCUCCUCAGACUUGUGACCCCAUUUAUCAGCCUCCCACACAAUUAGAUCAAACACCUCCUUGUGGACUAGUUACUAUAGAUCCCAUGACAGCUAGUGAGGAGCCCACGGUUGACUCUGCUGAUCUGACAAAGGAUGAAUCAGCGACUUCACAAGUGACAGCCUCUGACCAGUCAAUUCCUGUUACAGAGCAAUGUGCCAGUAAUUCUUCUUUUGUGUGGCAGCCUCCUGGCCCGAUGUUGAGUCACUUGGAGUUCAUUAGUGACUGUGAUAUCUCUUUUCCUGAGCAGACUGGUAACAGCGGUGCUGAUGGUGACAGCAGCAAAGUCUUUGGGGAAGUGGAUGGCAACAAGAGUGGGGACAUGACACAAACGUCUAAAGCACAGGACCUGAAGCAUGGGGAUGUCAGCGUUAAAAUAAAUGAGACUAGUUUGAAACUGGAGGAUAGAAAUGAUGCUAUGGAGUCUGGCGUUGAAGUUGAGAAUUCUGUGAUUACCAGUGUAGAUGUUUCAACCCAGUCUCCUGGUACAGCGGUUGUACUGGCAAAGGGUGGGUCUGAUAAUGUAAUUUCUCUAUCUCACGCUGAGCCAGGCCCUACUAGCAUUGGACCUGUUAUUUGUGAAGCAUCCAUUAAGGAUGACCUCAUCAAUAUCAGCUGCCCACUCAGCUCUGACCUGCCCAUCAGCAAAGCUAAUGAUGAAAUUAAAAAAGACAAUAUGAAAGAGAAAAUGGGCGAUGAGACCUCUGUGCUGUUUGCAGAGGGAAAUAAAAUAGUUGAAGAGGCAACAAUAGACAAUCAAAAGGAAACAGCGGACAGCAGCAAGCUGAAGACAGGAAAGACAGGCACAGCGUCACAACAGAGUAAUGGGCCAGAUAAAGAGGCUGGAGAGAGAAUUGGAGGCCUGAAGCCAGCACAUGAGCAUAAAAUUCAGAAGACUGAAUCACCAAUAAGGGACAUAAAGGAGCUAAGGAAGAGUGGCAUUGCAUCUAAAAGCCAGACAGAGAUGUCUUCUUUAUCUCCUGACAGACCUGCAGAGCCAUUUGAGUCCAUGCUAAGUGCUGAGGCAGAGUCUCGUUGUGAUCCGCAGACUGUUUAUGACGAGAGUUUGAGCCAAACUCCGAUAUUGGAACGCAGCCCUGAUAGGGACACUUCACCAGAUUUGAGUGCAGCUCUCGGCCAAUCACAGUCCACACCAGAGCCAAACUGUUUUGCUCAGCAACAGGAGCAACAGCAGAAGCGUCUGGGAUCCACACAUCCCACAGAGGGAUUGUCAGGUGGCGGUCUAGAGGGUGGAGAAAAGACUAACAGUCAGGUCAGGCAGACCCAGACACUGGUUCCAGGGCUGAAUGGGGUAGGGGAGGGAGGAGGCGCCUCUGUGGGGAGUUCUUGUCUGUCAGGGAGCAGGGAUAAGUUGACAGGUGAUGACAGCAGUGGCAAUGAGCGAUUGAUAGGUCCAGAGAAAGCCAAGGGAGAGGAAGCGCAAGCUGCGGUUGACAGGGUUUAUGCGCUGUCUCACCUUGCCAGUGAUUUAAAUGAGAGUGGAAGGGCUGCUGAGAGAAAUGCCUCGGCUGACAUUGUGAGCGUUACAGCUUGCUCUCAUGUAGGUGAGACAAAACAGGGGAUAGAUGACAAUAAAAGCCCCGUGUUAGGGGGAGUUGGGCCAGAUACAGAUCUAAUGCCAGAGUUUGUGAGUGAUGUGGGUUGCAAAGGUCAGCAAAAAAUCAAUCUAUCAGCUGCCUGUGAAGACCAAGGAGUAAAACUGGAGAUCUCAAAGAACACUGCUGUGUCUGUUGAGUCACAGGCAUCACAGGAACACGAGACUUCACCUUUCCCAAUCUCUGUUUCAUCAAAGGUCAUCACAGAUAGUCCCGGCAUUCACACUGCGGCUAUUCCAAGUGCAAUCCAGGCUGAAGAAAUUCACACAAAAGUAUCCUGUGCUUCCACUGAGCAUCCAGAAACUGUGGAAAAUGGCUUCAGUGCAGCUGUACAAAACAACAGUAGUGAGGCUGAGGAGUGUGAAAUUCAGGGUACAGUGUGUGAGUCUGUCUUGCUACAAACAUCCGAUAAAACCUCAGCAGCACAAAGCAGCCCAGUAGUACAAACAGCCAUAAAAGGCCCUGAUGGAGAGGAGAUCACAAAGGAAGAUAAAGCAGCUUUGGAUGAAGGGAAAGCUAGCAGCCAGGGGACGGGACGAAGUGAGAUAAAAGCAAUGAACAAUGAAACAAUGAAAAAACAGGAGGUCAUAAAUCAAACUGAGAGUGCCUCAAUCGGUCUUUCUGAGGCGACAGAAGAGGACAAUAAUAUAACAGAUGUAAUAACUCCUGAUGUUAUCACAGUCCCAUCUUUCCUUUCAUCAAAGCACCCAGAAGAUAUUACAUCGACCCCUCCCUCAGUCCCGAACCAGUCAGAGAAGCCACAGGAGCAGAUGUCAAAGCCCCAAAAUGGUAUUGUGGUAAACGCUGUUGUUGCUGCCUUCCAUUGUGAAAGAUCACUUGAAAAAGCUCCUGUUGAACAAGUGUCUGUGAAAGCAAAAUCCACUGAUGUUUCAGAGAGUCCUGCUCCUGGAUUAACAGCCAGAGAACCUGAAACAAACUGGAUACAAGCUCUAAAAGAAGCUGCAUCCCUCACUCAGUGUAAACAAGAGAACUCAAGACCACUCCCAUCCCUGGAGUCUCCUCAACUAGAGUUUCAUACUCCAACUGAGGAGAUAGCUGCUCCGCAGAGACAGGAGGAGACCCCACCACCAGAGCGAGCAACAGAAAAGACAACAGAGAUCCCUCCUCCGAAUCUUGUGAAGAAGCCAGUGGAUCUUCCUAAACCUUUGAAGAAGACAACAGAGCUCCUAGAACCAGCACAGAGCACAAAAGAAGAGCUCUUGGAAGAAACAAAGAAAGUAGAGCUUUUGGAAGAAAUAAAGACAGUAGAGCUCUUGGAAGAAACAAAGAAAGUAGAGCUCUUGGAAGAAACAAAGAAAGUAGAGCUCUCGGAAGAAAAGAAGGAAGUAGAGGUCCUAGAUGAAAUAAAUAAAGUUGAUCUCUGGGAAGAAACAAAAAAAGAAGAGCUCUCAGAGAAAACAAAGAAAGAAGAGCACACAGAACCAACCAAGAAAAAAGAAGAGCCUCCAGUAGAGCUCCCAGAAUCAUCACAGAGCACAAAAGUAGAGCUUUUGGAGGAUAGAAAUAUAGUAGAGCUCUCAAAAAAAAUACAGCCCUUAGAACCAAUCAAGAAAGAAGAAGAGACUUUAGAAGAGCUUCAUGAACCAAAAAGAGAGGCAGUAACUUCAGAAGUUGUGAAGGAGCCAGUUGGGCUCCCAGAACCAACAAUAAGCCCAGAAGAGCUCCAAGAACCAACAAAAAAUGAAUUAGAGCUCCCAGAACCAACAAAAAAUGAAUUAGAGCUCCCAGAACCAAAAGAGAAUGAGGAACCAGAACCAACAGAGACAACAACAGAGCCUUCAUAUCCAGAGAAGAAGCUGACCAGUGAGCUGCCAGAAGAGCGAGUGGAAAAACCUGCCGAGAUCCCACCUGAGGAGCCAUUUAAAGAGCCAACAGUCCAGGAUCGUGCAGAGGAGUUACCAGACAGCGGGCCCUCCCUCGCUGAGCGGGCAGAGAGAGGUGACCGUGCCCCUGCAUCUCCCCCACCUCCUUCUUCCGAAUACCACAUCCCGCCUGCCCUCCCUCCUCCCCUUCAAGACACCACAGAGUUCCCCACUCCUCCUCCCACACCCCCGGAGAGACACGCUCCUGAAGCUCUACCGACCCCACCUGCAUCUCCCUGCCUCCCUCCUCCUCCUGCCCCUGCCUCCCCUCCUGCACCUCCUUCUCAUUGCGAGGACCGCAGCCCUGCUCCUGCACCCCGCCACCCCCCUUUAAGGAGCUCAGACUCUGAUGGAGCAUUUGAGACCCCUGAAUCCACAACUCCAGUGAAGGCUGUUUCUCCUGUAGAUCCCCCAGCACAGCAACUAACAUCUGAAAACAAAGUAGAAGACACCUCCGUCAAUGAUCCUGCCUCUGAAUUGCCUUCAGCUGAUCGACCAUGCCGUUCCCCAUCCAUUGUUUUUGAUGAGAACAGGCCCAUUGCAGCCAGUGGCCAAUACAACAUAGAGUUAUUGGCUGGAGAUUCAAGUCACACUCUUACCCGUUCACUUAGCUUCCAGGGAGGAGAACUAGACAGUGGUGGUCUGUUGGACGGAUCAACAGCGGGAGGCUUCCGUCCACAUUCUGAAUCCUUCAGCGUAGGCACCGACAGCGCCCCAGGGACGCUCCACAGACCCAAGAAAGUCCGUCCUGGGUCUUUGAAGAAGAAGCCUCUCCUCAGACAGAACUCUAACCCAGAGAGUCCAAGGCCAGCGUCAUCCAGCAGCACCCCAGAGGUCAAGAAGCGGGCGAAGCCUCGAACUGCCAGCCCUCUCCAGGCUCAGGAGGAAGCAGAGGGAGGAUCUGCAACUCCGAGUCCUGGAGGAACUCUUCGCAGGACCAGGAAGAGCCGUGUGGUGACUCCUCCUCCUCUGCCGGAGGAGACCAAUCAUACCAGCCAAGAGGAGAGCCUUGUUAUCCCUACCUUACCCCUGUGCCACGAGGAGACCCCACUCCCUGGUAGUCCACCGGUCAGAGACGAAUCCCCCAUCCCUCCUAGUACCUCUUACAAAUGGGAUCCAGAUAAUUUUGAGAACAUCGACCCUUUCAAGACUGGAGGUAGUAAAAUUGCCAAUUCCCCUGUCCUUGGUCGUAAAGAUCCUGUGUCUGCCCCCAUUACAACACCUCCAAAGAGUCCCCCUGUCCUGGCUGUGGAGCCGUGUCCCCCAGCUCCUCUUGAAACGCCGAUCAACAACCCCGAAGAGCAACCCAUCCUCCCAAAGCGUCAGUCCGUAAGGCUGGAGUUUGACUACUCUGAGGAGGGCAGCGAGGCACCACACCAGGCCUCUCCCCCACCCAAGAAAUUGGGCAAGAAGCCCGGUGCCAAGAUGCCUCUGAGGAAACCAAAGCUCGGGCUGAAGAAGGCCCCCCCAAUGCAGACAGAGCACCUGGACAACAAUCCGCCAGAAUCUCACAAUGGCAAUGAGAAUGAAAUCUCUGUUCCUGCUGCCUCUUACAACAUUCAACCUGACAAAUGGGAUGAUCCGAACUUCAAUCCAUUUACUACAAAGAGAGGCAUCGCCAACUCCCCCAAACUGUCCCGGCCGUCUUAUUCCUUUGACCCCAAUAACUUUGAUGACUCCGUAGACCCUUUCAAAUCUUCCAAUAAGAUGGCCAACUCCCCUCCAAAGGCCUCUGCCUCCUUUGAACUGUCAUCCAAUGACUAUGACAAUGAAAAUGACAAUGACAAUGUCGGAGAACUGGAGGACCAAAACCAGAACAAACCGGCCAAGAAGAAGAAAACUCCGAUCAAAUCUAAUACUUUCAGAGUGAAGAGGUCGCCAAAGAAAUCCCCAUUGUCUGACCCAUCCGAGGAUCCUUCGCCGGCAGAUGAAACACCCUCCAUCCACCAACAGGAUGACCACGCCACAGACGAGGAGAAGCUGGCCUCCUCCACCAGUCAUAAGUGGACAGCCCUGCACGAUGCAGAUUUGAACUCCGAACAGCAAGACUUUCCUCAGCCGUGCGACCUUACAUCCUUUGUUAACGAGAACAGUCUUCCUCAUCAGACUCCAGCGCAAGACUAUGAAAUUGAGUACAUGGAGAAGCUUGGCUCCGCUUCACCCCCACUGUCUGUGAAGAAGCCAUCUUUGUACCUGAAGUUGGAUUCUGUGUCUGACAACUUGACCAAGAAUACGUGUGCGCAUGGAUCUGAACCCAGCUCCCCCUGCACUGGGAGUUUUGAGGAGAUGGAAGCCCAGAUAACAGCGGGCAUGAAGACACCGGUGCUGAGCUCCCGGCCUGGUCCCGAGGGCUCUGUUGGGGACAAGGGCAGGAAGAGAGAGAGCGAGGCACUCAGCCGAACGCAGAGCACAGAGAGAGAUGAGCAGCCCCCUAGUGAGGGCCCCGUGGAGGCCCCUGCUCCAGCCCUGGCCAUGCCCCUGUUAGACAGGCUGUCUGAGUGUGAUGACCUCCUGCAGUACCUGGAGCCUGACCUGGCUGAGACCAACCCCACAGCAUUCGCCCAAAAACUACAGGAGGAGCUGGUGCUUGCCGCCCUGAGGAUAGAGGCUCUGCAGGUAGCCAAAAACAUCUCUCAGUGCCCCUCCCUCUCCACUGUAACCCCCCAGCACAGAGACGUGUCAUCUCCAGUAGAGAGUGGAGUGUCCAAGAAUUCACUGUACGCCAGGACCACCAGCAGCAGCAGCUACAUCGAAGGGGAGAGCCCCCACCUGCCCAGAGAACUGGACCACUCCCUGGGAAUUGCACGAGAGGAGAUUGUGACAAAGGAGAAAGAAGUGCUGGAGUGGCAGAGGAAGUAUGAAGACAGCCGACAGGAAGUGGUGGAGAUGAGGAGGAUUGUUGCUGAGUAUGAGAAGACGAUUGCACAGAUGAUAGAGGAUGACCAGAAAGAGAAGUCUCUGUCUCAUCACACCAUCCAGCAGCUGAUCAUGGAGAAGGACCAGGCCUUGGCUGACCUCAACUCCGUGGAGAAGUCUCUUGCCGACCUCUUCCGACGCUACGAGAAGAUGAAAGACGUACUGGAGGGCUUUCGCAAGAAUGAAGAGGUUCUGAAGAAGUGCGCUCAGGAGUAUCUGUCCAGGGUCCGUAAGGAGGAGCAGCGCUAUCAAGCCCUGAAGAUUCACGCAGAGGAGAAACUAGACAAGGCCAACGCAGACAUAGCUCAGGUGCGGGCCAAGGCCAAGCAGGAGCAGGCCGCCUACCAGGCCAGUCUGAGGAAAGAGCAGAUGAAGGUGGAUUCUCUGGAGCGCACUUUGGAGCAAAAGAAUAAAGAGAUCGAGGAGUUGACAAAGAUCUGCGAUGAGCUGAUCGCUAAGAUGGGGAAGAGUUAGCGACCACACCCAGGCCAAAUCUCACAGAGAAGAGAAAAAUCUACCACUCUUCUAAGAAAUGAUGGACAAUUAAGGCCAAAAUGGUCUCCUACUGACUUUGUGUAUAGAAGAUCCACAGGAAUGACUUCCCUUCCAAUCACUCUGUACAUUUUUGAUGUGUCAGUGUAACGUACUGUAUCAGGGGUCUGGUUUAAAGUUUUAGAAAAUGUAUCAUAUCACUAAUGAGUGCGUCUGUGCGUGCGAGUGCGUGUCUGAGAAAGCGAGAGCAUUGUUUGUGGGGUUAAAUUAAUUAUAAUGAUGUUGCCAUGACAGCCACUGAGGAGGAAGACUGUUUACCCGUUCCUGUUGUUGUCUCCUCUUGAUAAAAGAGAAAGAUAGACUUUGAAAAAGAGUCACAGAGAUUUAGUUUCAUUCAUUCAAAUGUUGAUACACCACUAAGAGAACACGAACCAUCACGAUAUCUUACUGCAUGUGGGAGAGAAAGGAGAACUUGUAAUGGUAUAUGUUUGUAAAUACUGUAGGAAAUUCCAAAAAAACUGACUGAUCUGCAUUUUUGAUAGUUACUCCGUCAUCCUCAGCCCGCGUCCCUCAUGUAACCUUGUAGAUAUUUGUCAUACUUGUCAUAGCUUUCUCAACGAAAUUGUGCGACUAUUUUUUUGGAUUUUAUUUUGAUAUAAAGCAAACUAAUCGUUACUGUAUUCAGUUGUGACCAGGAGUAAUUUAAUUUUGGAUGGGUUAUGUCCUAGUUCUGCUAUGGUUCGUUGUGUCACACUGAGGUAUAACUCCCUCUGCACAGCUGCUGUACAGCAUCUGCUUAUAAAGUGCAAUAAAAGAUGGCAAUACAGCA